CAAACCCCAACCGAUCCCCCACCCCCACCGCCGCAGAUAAAAAUCCAAAACAAAAAUCCAAGGCCGCGCCGUACGCCUCGCCCGGCCGAUGGCGCUGCAGCUCCAGCUGCCGCGUCCGCCGCCACUGCGGCUCGCAGCCGUCCGGCUCCCUUCUCCGGCCGCCCCGGCCCGUGGCGCCUCCGCCUCCGCGACCGCCCUCCGCGCCCGCGCCGGCGGCGUCGCGUUCUCGCUCCAGACGAACGUGCGCCUCCUCAAGCCCAACCGCCGCGUCCGCCGCUCCCGGGACCCCUACUACGACCUCGACGAGGAUGAAGACGACGAGGACCAGGAGUUCGAGGAAGAGGACGACGACGAGGGCUACGACAGCGAUGAUGAUAUGUCAGGUUUGGAAUAUCCUGGUGUACUCUAUUCAAACAGCCCUCGUGCUCCAAGCAAGAGGCCAGGACUGCAGACUCCAUUGAUAAAAGAAAACUGGGAAGGAAGACAACCCAAAACUCGUGAUAAAUAUGGCAGUCCGGAGAAAAUUAAGUCUCUGCAUCCUAGGAGUAAAGUGGGACGAUCAUCACCAGAUCUUAUGAACAUGGACAGUGAAGUAGACUUGAAAAAUGAAAGCAUUUCUCGAAGUUUGUUCCAGAAACUGCAAGAAGAAUAUGACUUCGAUGACAAAUGGUUACCACUGGUUGAUUACUUGUGCACAUUUGGACUAAAGGAAUCUCAUUUUACUUACAUCUAUGAGAGACACAUGGCCUGCUUUCAAAUCAGUCAGGCUUCAGCAGAAGAAAGGUUGGCUUUCCUGCUAAAUGCUGGGGUUAAAAGCAAGGAUAUGAAGAGGAUACUGGUUAGGCAGCCACAGAUUCUGGAAUACACUCUUAGCAAUCUGAAGUCUCAUGUUGAUUUUCUGGUGAGCAUUGGGGUUCCCAGUACACGAAUAGGGCAAGUUAUUUCUUCUGCUCCUUCGAUGUUCUCUUACAGCGUGGAGCAGUCUCUGAAGCCAACUGUAAGGUACCUGAUUGAGGAAGUAGGUAUUGAGGAGAGUGAUGUGGGCAAAGUAGUGCAGCUAAGCCCGCAGAUUCUGGUGCAGAAAAUUGAUAGUGCAUGGAAAUCUCGAUCUCUUUUUCUAUCAAAAGAAUUAGGUGCUCCCAAAGAUAGCAUUGUUAAGAUGGUCACAAAGCACCCUCAGCUACUUCAUUACAGCAUCGAGGAUGGAAUCUUGCCUCGCAUCAAUUUCCUGAGAAGCAUUGGUAUGAGAAACUCUGAUAUUCUCAAAGUACUGACAAGUCUUACUCAGGUUUUAUCUUUGUCCUUGGAGGGCAAUCUCAAGCCAAAGUAUCUUUACCUGGUUAAUGACCUUAAGAACAAUGUUCAAGCCUUAACAAAAUAUCCAAUGUACCUGAGCUUGUCUCUCGAUCAGAGAAUUCGUCCCCGCCACCGUUUUCUUGUUUCAUUGAAGAAAGCUCCAAAGGGUCCAUUUCCUCUUAGCUCCUUUGUGCCCACAGAUGAGUGUUUUUGCCAGAGGUGGGCUGGGACUAGCUUGGAGAAAUACCACACAUUCAGACAAAGCUUGCUGCUUACAGGUUUUGCUGAGAAGUCUGGAAGGAAAACAUUAGUCUCAAGACGGUAGAUAGCUAGCUGGUGGGAAAUGGGUUUCUUUUGAGCCUAUGCUCUUAACGGAAAUGGGCUUCAUAGCUGACUUGAUACUUUGACGAUCAGUGGGUUUAUAAUACUUCACUAACUACAGCUUAUAUUGUAUUGUUCAUAUCACCUCCCUUUACAUGGUGUAAAGUCUUCAUUAGAUUCCCCCCAUCAGUCGCAACUGAAUGGUCAUGAGAACUGUGUUAUGCCAGAAUGGUUGGCGGGACACUCAGUUGUCUAGUUCUAGGGCCCUAGGGGUAUCUCAACUUGAUUGCUAGUUACUGUUAACACAACUGCUGAACAAAAUGAUACUUCGUAGCCUAACGGUGUAAGAGGGACCAGUAAGGGCAGCCUUCUGGACCACUGUAAUCCUGCAAUGCCGUUUACCUUGAAAUUCCCUUUUUGUUAAGGCUUGUUAUCAUGAAUUACAAAAACUCUUGUACUUGCUAGUUCA
This is a messenger RNA of Panicum hallii, 2086 nucleotides long. Its product is annotated as transcription termination factor MTERF9, chloroplastic. The record is from RefSeq and is a predicted model, not a curated record. NCBI's taxonomy places the organism in Eukaryota, Viridiplantae, Streptophyta, Magnoliopsida, Poales, Poaceae. The transcript has 6 exons. Gene Ontology annotation, biological process: regulation of DNA-templated transcription. The coding region runs from base 89 to 1621 and encodes 510 amino acids. Gene Ontology annotation, molecular function: double-stranded DNA binding.